Entrophospora sp. SA101 is the source of this 2208-nucleotide messenger RNA. The record is from the annotation of a GenBank genome assembly. NCBI's taxonomy places the organism in Eukaryota, Fungi, Glomeromycota, Glomeromycetes, Entrophosporales, Entrophosporaceae.
AUGAUUAAUAAAUUUGCACCCAUUGAAGAGAAAAACAAGUUUUCUGAAUAUCCUUUAUUGGAGGGAAAUGAUAUCAUGGAGUUCACACCGGCCAAUAUUGGACGGCCAAAAGUUUGGGCUCAGACUCGUCAAGAACUCUGCGAGUCAUUAGAUUACUUCCGAGCGUGGCAGAGUGGUGUAUAUUUUCAGAUGAAUACAGUAUAUGGAUUUUUGGUAGAUGGAUUUGGUUCGUCAAGAGAUGUUUGCAAUGGACGUGUGAUAAUUUCUCACGGUGGUGGGAAGAGUUUUAAAGGCAAGAAUGGAAAAUUUAGAUUAAUUGCGUCUCAAUUACUUGAUGACAGUUCAAUUAAAUCACUUAUAAACAAUUAUCUGUAUAAUAAGCCUGUUGUUUUAUUAAUUGGAAAUAAAAAGAAAGCAAGUUUUCAUCCAGAGUAUGAAGAUUCACAAAAUCAAGAAAUGGAAGUUGAUAAAGUUGAUGAUAACGACAACUAUGAAUAUAACAAGGCUUCUUUACUUAAUAAUAAUAAAACAUCAAAAGUUAACAAUGAUGAUAAAGGCCCUCAACAAUUUAUGCGUUGGAAAUUUCGUUUUGAAUGGAUCAGAGAACAACAGUAUCAACCGUGGUGGGAAAGUCCGAGUGAAACUAUUUCAUUAAACACUUUAGGCUCAAGUACUUUAAAGCCCUUUAAAUGCCCUGAAUGCUCGAAAUCAUCCAGUAAAAUAUUUAAGCAGGGCUGUAUUUGCUUAAAUCAUGAAUGUAUACAUUUUUGGGAGCUUUUCAGAUUUGAUAAUGUGUGGGAAUCAAUUCCCAAGGAUUUGGAAUAUGUUGAUGAGUUUUUGAGACCUGGUCUUUUUGUAUCUAUGAAUUAUUUAAAUCUGCCCUUUUCAGUAAUGCCACCACCUUUAACACCAUCAACAAGUCCAUUAUUACCAUCUUCAAAUAAAAAUUCAUAUUUUAAAGAUUUUGGUUUUUUAUUUUGGAGAGGAUUUCAUUGUAGAAGAUGUGGUCGUUUAUCAUGUCGUAAAGACUGGCGUGGUUGGAAAUGUUUGAAUUGCAAUUAUAAACAUUUUGUACCACAUCAAAUAAUUGAAGCUUCAAUGUUAUCUAAUCCACAUCGACUUAUAUUCAUUGCACCUGCAAUGGAUUGUGAAGGAUCAAUAACUAAAAGCAGCGAUAUUACUAUAGCUCGCCAAAUUUUAUCAAAAGAGCAGUUAUUGAUUAAAUAUAAUUUACCUGAAGGUGGUUAUAUAUUACAUUUAAUUAGUAAUAAACAUAUCACUAAAAAAUGCGAUGAUAUUUUUCGUCGUUAUCAAGCUGAAGAUAUGCCCUUUAGACGAAAUUGUCUUAAAAGAAAUAAGUUGGAUACUGAAAUGCUAUCUCGUCAAUUUACCUUUUGUGUUGGUGAAGAAUAUAUACAUGCAAUUGAUGCCAAUAGAUUGUCAUUUGAAGAUGCGCCAUCUGUGGUUACUGACACCUUUAAUUUUGUUCUUACACAGUGCAAAAACAUCUUACCAACAGCGAAUUUUAAUCAAACACUUUCAAUUGCAUACCUAAUUGAUCAAAUGAUGAAUUGGCAUGAUGAUGGGGAAACAAUGAUUGGCCCAAUAAUUGCAUCACUAAGUCUCGGGUCGGAUGCAGAGAUGAAAUUCAGGAGAAAAAAAACCAAGAAAUCUUUAAACAUGCCAUCAGCAUCACCAGAAUCAUCAGCAUCAUUGGAAUCGUUAUUGAAUGAUGAUUUUAAAUUUUCAGAUGUUAAAGGCAGGAAUAACAUGCCUAUUGAUUCCCUAGAGUUUUCUCCUAACACGAGAUCAAACGGACCUCCAUUAAUAUUAACCUUACAUCAUGGAGAUAUAGUUAUAAUGGUUGGUCAUGAGAUUCAAAAAUGUUAUGAACAUAUUGUAGAGCCUAAAGGCUUUAGAAUUGCACUAACAUUCAGAAAUAUUACUAGUUAUAAUAAAGAACAUGAAUGGAAAAAGAAAAUGGAUAAACUUAUUCAUGAAAUAUUACAAGCUAAGAAGGACUAUAGUGGUAUUUGUAACAAGGCUAGUACUGGCGAUGAUAGUGGUAAUAAAUUGGAUGAUAAUAAUGUUGGUGGACAUAAUCACCAAGAAAAUAUGAAAAAAUAUGAAACAAUAGAAUCUAUGUCAAAUUUAGACGAAGAAAUCAAAUAUCCUUUUACAACAAUAGUUAUCAUUUAUAACAAAUAA